UUGUUUGAGCUUCAACAUUAGCAGCCGCUUACUUCUAACCAACAUUGCUUACACCAGGCUCCUGCGUGCCACCUGUUCGAUCUUGACACACCUGCAAUUCAGGGCUUUCGCAAGCUUUGGCAACGAAUCACAGCUGCCAAUUGCAUGAGCAAUCGAUGCAUUUAAAUCUGUAACCGGUAUAGCGGUGUAAGGGGCCCUCUAGGGGUCAGUCCAACAACGAAGCGAAACAUGAGCGAAAACGCGCGGAGCAAACCGCGCGGGGAGCUGGCGGAGCUCAGCGCACAGCUCCAAAACCUGUGUACAGCGGGCAAGCGGUCGGACAAGGAGCUGCGUGCAGCCAAGAAGGAUGUCUUCAAGAAGGUCAUCAACUAUAUGACGCUGGGAAUGGACAUGUCGGCGCUAUUCCCUAUGAUGACGUCGUGUGCAAACCUCAGCUCGGACGACCUGGUGCUGAAGAAGAUGCUGUACCUCUACUUGACACACUACGCCACCCAGACCCCCGACCUCGCCCUCCUCACUAUCAACCAGCUCCAGAAGGACAGCGCAGACCACGACCCCAUGAUUCGGGGUCUGGCGCUGCGUAGCUUGUGCAGCAUGCGUGUGACGAACUUCUUGGAGUACGUGGUGGCGCCAAUCACGACGGGUCUGUCGGACCGGCACCCCUACGUGCGCCGCACUGCGGUCAUGGGUGUGCUUAAGGUGUACCACAUCGACCCCAACACGGUGGCGCAGCAGGGCAUGGUGGAGCGUGUCAAGCGGUUGCUGGGUACGGACACGGACGUGCAGGUCAUCGCCAACUGCCUAUCGGUGCUCAUGCAGCUGGAGCCUCCGGCCCGGCUGGCGGAGAAGGUGCUGGUGUACUCACUGCUGAACCGCAUCAAGGAGUUCAGCGACUGGGGCCAGUGCCAGGUGCUGGAGCUGGCCUCCUACUACACGCCCAGCUCGGAGGCGGAGGUGUACGACCUGCUCAACGCGCUGGAGGACCGCAUGGGCCACGUCAACAGUGCGGUGGUGCUGGCCACCAUCCGCGUCUUCCUGCGCCUCACCAUCAACAUGACGGCCACACACCAGCAGGUGCUGGAGCGCAUCCGCGAGCCGCUCAAGACGCUGAUCAGCCGGGAGGACGCGCCCACCGUGUACGCAGCGCUGUGCCACGUGCUGCUGCUAGCGCAGCGCGCGCCCAUGAUCUUCGAGGGCGACUGCAUCGCGUUCUUCUGCCGCACCCACGACCCCUGGUUCGUGAAGAAGGUGAAGCUGGAGAUCCUGACCGCCAUCGCCUCCUCCAACAACGUGUACGACAUCGUCACGGAGCUCACCGAGUACGCCCGGGACAUAUCGCCCACCAUGGCGCGGGAGGCCGUGCGCGCGGUGGGCCGCAUCGCGCUGGCGGUGCCGGACUCGGGCGGCAUCAUCGAGCGCCUGCUCAUGUUCCUGGACGGUGGCUCGGAGCACCUGAUUGCGGAGGCGCUGGUGGCGCUGAAGGACGUGCUGCGGCGCUAUCCGGACGUGGCGGCGGUGUGUGUGGGCGGACUGGGCGAGCUGGGCGUGCACGGAGCCAUCGAGGAGCCGGCGGCGCGGGCCGCCUACGUGUGGAUCCUGGGGCAGUUCGGCACGCUGGUGCCGGACGCGCCCUACCUGCUGGAGGCCUUUGCCGACACCUUCGCCGCCGAGGAGCCGCCGGUGCGCCUGGCGCUGCUGUCCGCCGCCGCCGGGCUGUUCUUCCGCCGCCCGCCCGAGGCCAAGCCGCUGCUGGGCGCCGUGCUGGCGGCGGGCGCGGCGGACGCGGACGUGGAGGUGCGCGACCGGGCGCUGCUGUACUACAGGCUGCUGCGUGCCGACGCGGCCGCCGCAGAGCGCGUCAUCGCGCCGCCGCUGAUGACCGUGCCCUGGUUCAGCGAGACUCUCAGCGGCGAGGCCAAGGACGCCAUCUUCGCCGACUUCAACUCGCUGUCGGUGGUGUUCCAAAAGCCGGCCGCCGCCUUCAUUGAGCGGCAGGCCUACCACUCACUGGAGGCGGAGCCGGAGCCGCCCGUGGUCGCGCCCGCCACAGACCUGCUGGCUAUGGAGGCUCCGGAGCUGCUGGGAGCGGACCGCGCCACCAACCUGCUGGCGGACACGGAUGGAACCGACCUCAUGGGAGGAGGGCCCACAGGCGACGGCUCGGGCUCAGGGCCCGGAGGCGGCGGCGGGCCGGCAGACCUGUUGGACCUGGACAUCAGCGGGCUGGGGCUGGGCGGCGGCCCGUCGGGGCCGUCGGGCUCAGCAGCAGCGGGGCUGGGUGGGCUGGGAGGAGGAGGAGGAGGAGGAGGAGGAGGAGGCAUGGGUGGCGGCAUGGGUGGCUAUGGAGGGCCAGGAGGCCCGGGCGGGAUGAUGGGGCCGCAGGGCGGGUAUGGCAUGGGGCCGGGGCCGGGGCAGGCGGGUGGGCAGGCCGGCGGCUUCGCGCCGCCAACGCCGACCCUGGCGCCGACGCAUGGGGGUUCGCCGUUGGACCUGCUGGGCGGCUUCGGGCCUGGGACCAUGGGGCCGCAGCCGCCACAGCAGCACCAGCAGCAGCGGCCGCCGCCGCCGCACCAGCAGCAGCAGCAGCCAAUGCCGCCUCAGGGCAUGAUGGGCGCGCCGCCAGGGCACAUGCAGCAGCAGCAGCCGGGCAUGAUGAUGGGUGGGGGGCCAGGCGGCAUGGCGCCGCCCCUAGGCCAAGGUCUGGGAGGGCCCGGCGGCAUGCCUGGCAUGCAGUCGCCUCAGCAGCAGCCUCCACAGCCGCGGGGGCCACCGCCCAUGCAGCCGCAAGCGCCGCAGCCCGGGCCGCCGGGGUCCGUGCGCGGCCCCGGUGGUGGUGGUCUGGGUGGGGACCUGCUCGGGUUGGACGGCUUGGGGGGUGCGCCCGCGGCCGCCGCCCCGCAGGAGCUGGUCCUCAACCCCAAGGCGCGCGUGUCGCCCGGCGAGUUCCAGGCGGAGUGGAAGCGGUUGCCGUCCGCGCACAGCUCCAGUCUGUCUGUGAGCUCCGCCAACGUGGCCGCCAUCACCGCCAACAACCACCGCGACUUCACCACCCACAUGACGCAGGCCUACAUCCACACCAUCGCAAGCGGAGGCCAGUCGCCCAACUUCAGGUAUUACUUCUACGGCCAGACGCUGAGCGGCACCCUGUUCCUGGUGGAGAUGCUGCUGCGGGCCGACACCAGCGGAGGAGGCGGAGGCAGCGCGGCCACAACCGUGAAGACCGCCAGCCCCGACCCGGGCCAGCUGGCGGCGUUUGUGGAGCUGUGGAGCAACUGCCUGGCCGGGUUCAUGCUGGCGUGAUAGAUGAUGGAGGAGGGGGUGUCAGCAGGGGGCGGUAGGGACGAGGGUGAGGGCCGGGGCGGUGGAGGUGUUGGCAGGGCGUGGCAGCGGGGCAGCUGUAGUUCUUGUGUCGGGCGGGGUGUUGGUGUUGCUGAUGACCGGUACGUGGCACGGCGUGGCGUGGCGCCAGCGUCCCUCACGCUGCUAUGUCCGGGAGAUGAGGUAGACGCUUGCGGCCUCAGACUAGAGACGUGGCUUUUCCCAUGCGAAGGAAACCACAUAUCGUGUCCUCAUACGUUGGGAAUACAUACGGUAGGCACAGAAAUGUCAGGGCCCCUCCUGCAAGUGAAGACGUGUUUGGUGUGGUGGGUCUAGGACUCCUUUCGGGGGCCGUUGAGGGGGUAUCUGCUGGUUGCAGAAUGGGUUGUGGAGCGCUAGUAUCAGAGCAUUGGUUAUCAGAUGCGAUAAGCGUCAGGCAUGAAGUGUCUUGGGCACGCAUAGCAGCCCCGUGGGAGCAUGUGCAAACCGCUUUUGAUCGGGCCAUGGAUUUGCAGCUGUGCGCUGACCGCAUCUUUCGACCAGCCCGACCAUUUCAGAGCAAACAAUAAGUACGAUUUGCGC
Chlamydomonas reinhardtii is the source of this 3900-nucleotide messenger RNA. RefSeq lists its product as uncharacterized. Lineage: Eukaryota; Viridiplantae; Chlorophyta; Chlorophyceae; Chlamydomonadales; Chlamydomonadaceae. The transcript has 17 exons. Bases 229 to 3300 code for a protein of 1023 amino acids. Gene Ontology annotation, biological process: intracellular protein transport; vesicle-mediated transport. The record is from RefSeq and is a predicted model, not a curated record. Gene Ontology annotation, cellular component: membrane coat; clathrin adaptor complex.